Molecule: messenger RNA, 890 nt
Organism: Aphanomyces astaci
Lineage: Eukaryota; Oomycota; Saprolegniomycetes; Saprolegniales; Verrucalvaceae
Product: histone H2B
Exons: 1
Coding region: 20-379 (119 amino acids)
Biological process (GO): nucleosome assembly
Cellular component (GO): nucleosome
Molecular function (GO): protein heterodimerization activity; structural constituent of chromatin; DNA binding
Source: RefSeq, a predicted model, not a curated record
UUCAAAAGCGCAAUCCAUCAUGGCGAAGACCCCCAGCAAGAAGUCGGCCAAGGCCCCCAAGAAAGCCGGCGAGAAGGGCAAGUCCCGCAAGACCAAGCGCAUUGAGUCGUACUCCACCUACAUCUACAAGGUGUUGAAGCAAGUGCACCCUGAAACCGGUAUCUCCAAGCGCGGCAUGUCCAUCAUGAACUCGUUCAUCAACGAUAUCUUCGAGCGCAUUGCGUCGGAAGCCGGCAAAUUGAGCCGCUACAACAAGAAGUCGACCUUGUCGUCCCGCGAAAUCCAAACCGCCGUGCGCCUCAUGCUUCCCGGUGAAUUGGCCAAGCACGCCGUGUCGGAAGGCACGAAGGCCGUGACCAAGUUCACGUCGUCGGCUUAAAUUGCUUGACAUUGGAACGUGUUCCGCUUCAUUGAGGUGACGUCUCCCUGUCGCCUCGUAUACAACCUGGUGUUUUUUAACACCACCCACGGCACUGAGAAAUUUCUCAUCGGCAUCUUAUAUUUCCAAUUUCGCCAUCACAUUCCUUACAAAACAGUAACACGGCGUCAGUGCAGCAUGGUCUCAUUAAACUUCUAAGCGUACAGAGCACCUAGUGAACUUGGCGUUAGACUUUUAUGUACAAGGAGCGCAAUAAUCGAUUCCAUGCGUCGGCUAUACCGUCGCCGCGGAAGAACUUGUUUACGCGACGGCGCUUGAUUACAUAUUACAGGGCCGUAACGAUAGGAGUUUGGUAUCUUUGAAUCACGCCAUCCGAUCCACUCGCGUAAAAGAAGUCUUCUGUUGCAAACGCAUCCGUGAUCCCGGUCACGGCCUACAUGUUGUCCAUCAUCAUUUCCCGGGCGUGUAUGGGACCAACACAAGGAGACGCGUUACCGUGGCCGCGGCAAAC